AUGUCGUGGUCAGAACCCUUCCCAACAGCGAGGUUGAGAGCUCGGGAGGCUUUGCCUGCUGCCCUCCUUCGCGUGUGGCAGGCGCUCUCGAUCGGUUGUGAAUCGGCGGAGGCUUGGGGAGAAGUGGAACGGGAUCUCGCCGAACUACUGGAAGAAGGGUUCGACGCCGACGAAUGGCAAAAGGUCGGAGCCAUUGCUUGUAGUGGGGGCUCGCGAGGGACGCAAACAUGUGCGUUCCAUCAAAUGGUAUGGGAUUGCGGCGUGCGGGAGGCUUUCCAGGGUGAGAUGAAGGCCCCUCCAGUGAGCAGGUUUGUGGAGUUCGCCUUCCACGUCCUGGUCAAAGGAUGUGAGCAGCGCGAGGGGGAUGAAUGGUGGGGAGGAAUGUCGUCGCUGGACCUGAUGAAUAUCCUCCGAGGAGCAGGCUUGGACGACGAAGACGAUGAAGAGCUGCAGAAUACGGUGUCAACGGUACUUGAGCGUCUGAAAGGCAUCGAGAGACGAGAGAUCUCGGCAAGACGAGAUCGACAGCGAGAGAGGAUCCAGGGCGACAUUUCCCCCGCGACCGGGAACAGGGAUGACGGGGAUGCCGAAGCUCGCGAACGGAAGGAACUGGGAAUCAUGGUCCGGGCUGUCGGUUGGCGACGUAUGGUUUUCAUGGGAGAAAACUGGAUGGAAGGAGCGUCUGUGGCUAUGAUCGCAACGAUCGCGGGCGUGAUUCUUGAAGUGUUUGUCUCCCGUGACGACUGGCGAUCGGACUCUUCGCUGAUGGGGGAACUCGAGUUCUUGCGGGAACUGAUCGGACCGGCGGCGUUUUCGACUCGGGAGUGGAUACCCAUCCUCCAACUGCUGCGUCGAACAAGUCUGAUGACUGUUCAGACUGCUUUGAGAAAGUUGCGGGACUGUGUCUUACUGCCGGAGGCUCGUUCGCGGUGGAAGGACCUCGUUCAGAGUGCGGCGGAGAUGUGGGCGUCUGAGCCUGGGGUUCAGCCAGAAAUCAUCCCCGUUGUGAACCUCGAGUGGUUGGGAACGCCUCUUGGUCAUGCCAGCGAUGUGUUGCGGGAGCUCUCCGAAGGUGUCGUACUGUACAUGCCUCGGUCGGUCAAGGAGCAACUCGUACGCGAACGUUUGGGGUCUUUCAGUAGGCCCGUUUGGUCUGGGUUCUUUGCCGACAUGGACCUACUCGAGCGACAAAUGAUCACUCGUCAAACAUGGGAAAGGCGAUUUAUGUUGCGUAGGAAUUUCGCUCUUUCGUGGUUGAACGAGUGGACCAAGCCCGGGACGGACAAGAUGUUGCGAAUGCGUGGGUUGAUCUUCGGUCUUCAUCUCGAUCUACCCGGUGGAGCAGCAUUGGUACCGCGGAAUGUGCCAUUUGCCUAUUCGCGGCCCGCAGGUUUCACCGAGAGGAGUCUAAGCGAAGAGCGUGCUGUUCGCGAGGUAGUAGAUCUUUUCGAGAUACCCGACCCGGCAGUGGAUGUUGCGGACAUGGAUCUCGAUAUUGGGGAUGGUCCUGGGCCUGACGCGGACGCUGCUACAGGAGAAGACGCCGGGGACGACGGGAAUACCGGACGAGGGGGAGAAGGGACUGACGAGUCCAACAACAACAACAACGGAGGAGGAGCUGACGAGCCCCCCGAGAAGAACGUGGACGAGGAGGUCGCUGCGAAGUCCAAAUCAAGGACUCCCGGAUCGAAGGAGAGCAGCCCGGCAAAACCCCGUACGAGCAAGAACAGUGCGGGCGUGCUUUCGGCCGGGUUGCCCAAGGAUAGGGAAGAGUCCGAUGACUCUGACUACGCCGACUCUGAAAAAGGCGAUAACGGCGACUCGGGCGAUUCUGACGAUGCGGACGCCUGGGAAGAAGGCGGAUCCUGCGUGAAGAAGCUUGGGGACAAGAAGACCGCGGGAAGGCCAGGAGCGGGAGUCGCUUGGACUCACCAGAUCGGGCCGGCUCAAGACGUCAAUUUCUUCGUCAAGUCGAACGACCAAUACCGCUCGUCCAGCAAGAGCAAGGUCGCGCUGGAGUGGGGCCAGGACGACGAUUGGGUAGACCCAACCUUGAUCUUGCCUUCAAAAGCGAGUGAUAAGAAGUCCUGUGCCACGAAGAAACAGGCCUCGGACGCCCGGUCGAAGAAAGCGGGAGAUAUUCGCGACGCCAUUCACGACAAGUUGAUCGACGCAGCAAGGACAACCGGUACCGUCGGUCUCUACAUGCAGGUGUAUCCGGGUAGGAUGGGUGUAGAGAUGGCGAUAACGCCAAACCUUGAUCCCCAAGAAGCGGAGUGGAAGCGUUUGGCUUACGAGUUCUUCGACUACACGAGUGAGAUUUCGGCCGACUGGGCUAGGAGGAUCCGGGAGAAGGAAGAGGGGUUCAACGACGAAGAUAAUGCGUGUGAUGUGAUGUGUGACCGAGUUAAGAACAGAGUACCUUCUGCUCGAUCGCUCAAACAUUCGCUCAAACAUUCGCGCGAACGGGCGUGGGCGCGUCUCUUAGCUUAG
This is a messenger RNA of Filobasidium floriforme, 2493 nucleotides long. RefSeq lists its product as uncharacterized. The coding region runs from base 1 to 2493 and encodes 830 amino acids. NCBI's taxonomy places the organism in Eukaryota, Fungi, Basidiomycota, Tremellomycetes, Filobasidiales, Filobasidiaceae. The record is from RefSeq and is a predicted model, not a curated record. The transcript has 3 exons.